Molecule: messenger RNA, 1848 nt
Organism: Tribolium castaneum (red flour beetle)
Lineage: Eukaryota; Metazoa; Arthropoda; Insecta; Coleoptera; Tenebrionidae
Gene: Prd
Product: paired
Exons: 5
Coding region: 199-1590 (463 amino acids)
Biological process (GO): regulation of transcription by RNA polymerase II; anatomical structure development
Molecular function (GO): RNA polymerase II cis-regulatory region sequence-specific DNA binding; DNA-binding transcription factor activity, RNA polymerase II-specific
Source: RefSeq, a predicted model, not a curated record
CUGGUCGCAGUAGGCGUAUCAAAUGGGAGGAGCUUCAGCACGAGAACAUCAUCACUCCAAGUCAUAAUAUUUGUAGUUAGUUUGUUGGAGUAUCUCGUUUCGUAAACAGCACACUUUCAAAUUCUCGUACAUACACUUCGUUCCGAAAAAAUGUGCUAGUGCCGUUUCGGAUUUAGUGCAAAGACUGAUAAGUGCGCAAUGACUGUUACGGGCAAUUUGGGCAUUAUGCACAGACAUUGCUUUGGAUACCCCUUUCAAGGUACCACAUACAAAUAUACAGGGUGUAGCGAUAAUGACGGCUUUUUGCCAGGUCAGGGCCGGGUGAACCAAUUGGGGGGCGUCUUCAUAAACGGGCGCCCUUUGCCCAACCACAUAAGACUGAAAAUCGUUGAAAUGGCCGCGAACGGAAUACGGCCCUGUGUUAUCUCCAGGCAACUGAGGGUCUCCCACGGAUGCGUCAGCAAAAUACUCAAUAGGUACCAGGAGACUGGCUCUAUCCGUCCCGGCGUCAUCGGUGGCUCGAAACCUCGCGUCGCGACGCCCGAAGUCGAGAACCGAAUCGAGCAAUAUAAGCGUGAAAAUCCGUCGAUUUUCAGCUGGGAAAUUCGCGACCGACUAGUCAAAGAGGGAAUUUGCGACCGAAGUACGGCGCCCAGCGUUUCGGCAAUUUCCCGGCUGUUGCGAGGAAAAGGUGGAGAAUGUGACGACAAAUCCACCGACAACGAAGGCGUCUCUGACUGCGAUAGCGAACCGGGGAUUCCCCUGAAACGCAAACAGCGCCGCUCCCGAACAACCUUCACCGCUCACCAAUUGGACGAGCUGGAGAAGGCCUUCGAACGUACCCAAUACCCUGACAUCUACACCAGGGAGGAACUCGCCCAAAGGACUAAACUAACAGAAGCCCGAAUCCAGGUCUGGUUCAGUAACCGACGUGCCAGACUUCGAAAACAAAUCACUUCGGCUGCUACGCCUUUAGUGCGCUCCUACGCCCCUGAACGCUACCCGCCCCUGGCACAAGGCGUGAACGACGACGCCUUCAACAGCGUCGCGACGCCGACGCCAACCUCAGUGAUGACAGAGCUGUAUCCAAGUCCGGUUCCGGGCCACUCGACGUCCCCCAACCUCCCAUUGACCCACAACAUUGCCCAUAACCCAUAUCCGUCCCAUUCCAUCUACCCAUCGUCCAAUCUAAUGCCCCUCAACAACAUCCAGAAUUUGAGCCAAAGCGGGAUCAAUUACAAGGACACGAACGACAACAACGUUUCGGCGGUUACGACCCAACAUCAGGGAUACCCCACCAACACUGUGACGAUCCUUGGGCCCAACAGGAACAGCAACAGUAAUGAGCCCCCAUGCCCCACCGACGCCCCCGCCCCCAACAACCUCCAGUGGGGGAUGCCCCCCGCCCAAAUCCCGCGCAAUCCCAGCCCCAGUCAAAAUAUUCCCACUAGUUUGGGGCAGAUUGGACAACCGUUGAGUCAAAGUUUUCCCGCGUUUGGACAAAACAGUAUCGAUAAUACAGGAAUCCACUAUUCAGCGCACAAUUCGCCCAAAAGUUUCGGACAUCAGCCGUACUAUGGGUGGUUUUGACGAAUUUUGAAUUUGAAACCCGUUAAAGAAAUCGGUUUACCAGUGAUGAAGUUUUGUAUUUUUUGUAUUAUUAUCUUGCACUGUGUUUGAGGGCAAAUCAGGAGAUAGAGCCAAAUGGGUUUUUAAUAAUACUUCACCCACAGUAAUUUAAGUUAAGUAAUAUAUUGUGUAGGUUUAUGAUUAUUUUCGUAUUGUAUUACCUAUUUUCGCAUUUCUUUGUAUCAUAGUGUGAAUAAAAUAAAUGAGACAAGUCGGAAA